CACACACUUGUAUGUAUGUAAGUGUGUAUGUAUCACGUAUUGGGAACCCAAAAAGCAGAGUGCAUAUAUAUACAUAGAGUAGUAGGAGAAUAUAGAUAUAGAGAGAGAAAGAGAGCCAAAAAUGAGAAGGAUGAUUAGUGGAAAGGGAAAAACUGUUCGUUGGGGUGUUCUUGAUUUUUCUUUUAUUCAACUACAAUCCAAUAUUUCUUCAUCUCGUGUAUUAAUUAUAGAUACAACAUUAAUAAUACUUCUUGUACUAGUCUUAACUAUACACACACAGAUAUUACUCUUACUUCUACUUGUGAGAUUUUAUUUAUUUUAUUACAUCUAUCAUCAUCAUCAACAUCUUUGUUAUUCUUCGUUGAUCAAAUCUCACCGCUCAUCUUUGUAUCUCCCCACUCUCUUGAUAUUUGAUGUUACAUAGUAGAAACCCUUUUUAUUUUUAUUUUAAAUUUUAUUGAGUGAGUGAGUGACAAAGCAAAGAAACUAGUAGUAGUAUAUAAAUUUUUUGAUAGAAGUCUUGGUUUAGAGGCAGACAGGUGCACUUAAAAAUACCCAAUUCUUACUUUUUUCAUCCAUACCCUAAAUUCUAUUUCUUUCUGCUAACCCUAGAAUUUGGGGCUUCACUUGUGCCUGCUGUUUGAUCUGCUGUUAUAGACAUAUAGUAAUUAUACACACAAAAGAUUGGAUUUUGGUUCAUCUUGAGCUAUGGAGGAGGAGGGUAAACAAGAUAUGGAGAAGACACCAGAGGGUGAGGGGAAGGUAAAAAGAAAGAUGAAGACUGCUGCUCAGUUGGAGCUGCUUGAGAAUACUUAUGCUUUGGAACAAUAUCCAUCAGAGGCAUUGAGAGCAGACUUGUCUGUAAAGUUGGGGCUUUCGGAUCGACAGUUGCAGAUGUGGUUCUGCCAUAGGAGGCUAAAAGAUAGGAAGCCAACACCGCCAAAGCGACCCCGGAAAGAUUCUUCUCCUGCAGCUGGGUUGGGUUCGUCUGGUGGUGUGGGUAUUGGUGAUGAGAUUAGGGCAUUGGGUGAGGUUGGAAAUGAUUUUCCUUCUGGUUCGGGUUCGGGGUCAGGUUCAUUUAGCCACAUUGACUUGCAGAAGAGAAUGAUUGUCCCGAAUCUUGGAGUUGAUGUGCCAGAUAUGAAGAGGUUUUACCAGCCACCCCAAGCACUAUCUGAGCUUCGAGCUAUUGAAUUCAUCGAGGCACAGUUAGGGGAACCAUUGAGAAAAGACGGGCCUAUACUUGGAUUGGAGUUUGAUCCUCUGCCGCCUGGAGCAUUUGGCACCCCCAUAGCGUUGACAUCCGGGCAACAGAAAUCAGUUGGAGGACAUUAUGAAGUCAAGCUUUAUGAACGCCUGAAUGCUAAGCCAAUUCAGGCUUCUGCGAGGGCUCUUCAUGAGUACCAAUUUCUGCCUGAGAAACCAUGUGUUAAAAGCGAUGCAUAUGAAAGACCAGUGUCGUUGUAUAAUCACAACUCACCAGCUCAUCUGCCCAGUUCUCGGACUUCAUCAUCAAAUGUAAGGUUAGUCGCACAUGGUAAUGAGCAGUUACCAUCUGCAUACGGUUUCCAAGUUCCGUUCCCGAACCUAAGUCUAUUGCCACAGCAAGGAAGGCAAGGACACCUCUUGGCAUCGACCUCAACAGAUCAUGAUACUAGGGCAUUUAGUCAGUCCUUUCCGAUCAUCGUUGAAGAUGCUCAUCCUGUUUCUCACCCAAUUUCUGGAUUUGAUAGUUCACUUAUACCAUCUGAAAGGCAGGUGAUCCUUGAUGAUGACAUUUUGCGGAUCGAAAAGAAGCGCAAGUUUGACGAGGCUAGGAUAGCAAGGGAAGCGGAAGCAAAUGAGAAAAGGAUCCGUAAAGAGCUUGAGAAGCAAGAUAUAUUGAUGCGAAAGAGAGAAGAACAAAUGAGGAAAGAAAUGGAGAGGCAGGAUCGCGAAAGGCGUAAAGAGGAGGAAAGGCUAUUGCGUGAGAAACAACGCGAGGAGGAGAGGUUGCAGAGGGAACAGAGGCGUGAAAUGGAAAGACGGGAGAAGUUUUUACUGAAGGAAUCUAUGAGAGCUGAAAAAUUGAGAAUUAAAGAAGAAAUGCGCAGAGAGAAGGAAGCUGCAAAGCUUAAAUUAGCUAACGAAAGGGCUACUGCUCGAAAAAUUGCUAAAGAGUCGAUGGAAUUGAUUGAUGAUGAACGCGUGGAACUCAUGGAUAUUGCAGCCUCUAGAAAAGGGUUGCCCUCAAUAAUGUCUCUUGAUAGUGAUGCUUUGCAAAACCUUGAGUUAUUCAGAGAUUUGCUCACUGAAUUUCCUCCAAAGUCCGUUUGCUUGAAGAGACCAUUUGCAGUUCAACCUUGGACUGAUUGUGACGAGAACGUUGGCAGCCUUUUCAUGGUGUGGAGAUUUUUGGUUACUUUUGCCGAUGUUCUUGGAAUUUGGCCAUUUACCAUUGAUGAGUUUGUCCAGGCUUUUCAUGAUCAUGAUUCAAGGUUGUUGGCUGAGAUACAUGUAGCUCUGCUUAAAUCUAUCAUUAAAGAUAUUGAAGAUGUUGCAAGAUCACCCUCCUUCGGAUUGGGAGCAAAUCAAAAUAGUGCUGCUAAUCCUGAAGGCGGACAUCCUCAAAUUGUUGAAGGGGCAUAUGCCUGGGGUUUUGAUAUUCGCAGCUGGCAACGACAUUUAAAUCCGUUAACUUGGCCAGAAAUAUUGCGUCAAUUUGCUCUUUCGGCAGGCUUUGGGCCAAAGUUGAGAAAAAGGAGUGCUGAACAAACAUAUUUCCGUGAUGAAAAUGAGGGUAAUGGUAGCGAGGAUGUCAUUUUGACACUACGCGAUGGAUCUGCAGCUAAAAAAGCUUUUGCCAUCAUGCAUGAACGGGGAUAUUCUAAUCCUCGGAGAUCCAGGCAUCGGUUGACGCCUGGAACAGUUAAAUACGCUGCAUUCCACGUGCUUUCACUGGAGGGUGGCCGGGGUCUCACUAUAUUAGAUGUUGCAGACAGGAUUCAAACAUCUGGUCUGCGAGAUCUCACUACAAGCAAGACACCGGAGGCAUCAAUUGCUGCUGCUCUGUCGAGGGAUACAAAGCUUUUCGAGAGGACAGCUCCUUCAACUUACUGUGUACGUGCCCCUUACAGGAAGGAUCCUGCUGAUGCUGAGGCAUUGCUUUCUGCAGCCAGAGAAAAAAUUCUGGUGUACAAAAAUGGAAUUUUAGAUGGAGAUGUUGAGGAUGUUGAUAAAGAGGAAGCAGAAAGAGAUGCAGAUUCUGAAAGUGAUGUUGCCGAGGAGCUGGAAGUUGAGGAUAUAGGUUCUAAUUUGAAGCCAAGCAAAGAUGUCUCUUCUUGUGAGCCGACUGAUUCACAGUUGGAAACAAAAUCUGCAAGUGGAAAAGAAAUAUUGCAGGAGGUUCUAGAACCUUCAGAACAUCAUCUUGAAAAUGUUGUGAUGACGUCAUUGGAAGCUGUUCCUAAUAAGGAAGACACGGAGAUUGAUGAAAGCCAGUCUGUUGAACCAUGGGUUCAAGGACUUGUGGAUGGAGAAUACUCCGAUUUGAGUGUCGAGGAGCGUCUUAAUGCCCUUGUUGCCUUAAUUGGAGUGGCCAAUGAAGGAAAUUCAAUACGCAUCAUCCUGGAGGAUCGCAUGGAAGCAGCAAAUGCAUUGAAGAAACAAAUGUGGGCUGAUGCUCAGACUGAUAAACGUCGCAUGAAGGAGGACUGUGUCAUGAGAAUUCCAUAUUCAUCUAUUAUCUGUAGCAAGGGUGAAGAGAAUAUCUCCACUGCGGUUGUAGCUGGAAAGCAAAGUUCUCGUAAUGAUGGUAAAAGCGAUAUAUCAUCUAUACAGUCUGAGGUCAUGCAUGAACACUUGGGUGAUCUAUACGUCAAUACAAAUAGUAUGCAUGCGGAAAGGUGUUCGUCAAUGCAAGAGUUGCCAGUUGCCACCGACAGUAGUCCACUUGUGCAAGCUGUAUAUGCUGCAGAAAAGUCAAGGUCACGUCUAAAGUCUAUUAUCUUACAGAAGGCCGACGAAAUGUAUGUACACAGGUCUUUGCCUCUUGGGCAAGAUCGCAGACGCAAUUGUUAUUGGCAGUUUGUCACUUCUGCAUCUCUAAAUGAUCCUGGGAAUGGUAGGAUCUUUGUGCAGAUGUGCAAUGACUCUUGGAAGCUUAUCGAUUCUGAAGAGGAUUUUGAUGCCUUGUUGGCGUCUUUGGAUGUCCGUGGUGUGAGAGAGUCCCACUUGUUCUCCAUGCUGCAAUUGAUUGAAAUGUCUUUCAAGGAAACUGUUAGAAAGAACUUGUCUCGCGUCAGCUCGGAAAAGAAUGAUGAAUCUGUUGAAACAAUGGCUCCAGAAAUGAAUUCUGAUGACCAGCCUUGUGCUGCUGACAGUCCUAGCAGCCGUAUCUGUUUAUCGAAUCCGGACAUGCCCGAAUCAUCGGUGUCUUUUAAGAUUGGAUUGGGAAGUAAUGAAACAGAGGUCAAGGAUGCCCUGCAGCGACACCAAGAAUUCGAGAAGUGGAUGUGGAAAGAAUGUUUCAAUCCAUCAAUAUUGCGUGCCAUGAGAUAUGGGAAACCAAGAGGCAAACCAGUAUAUAGUGUUUGUGACUUUUGUCGAUCUUUAUAUGAAGAAAGCUGCCCUUGUCAAUAUACCUCCAAUGUUUCUACCGGAGAUUCUAGCUUUUCUGAAUACGUUAAUUGCAGAGAGAAACUGUGCUCGGAUGCUGGAAUAACAGCCCCAUCAGUAAGAAUAAGUUUACUUAUUGCUCAGUUGGCAUCAAUUGAGGUUUCCAUUCCAGUUGAAGCUCUUCAGUCUGUUUGGUCUGAUGACUCUAGAAAAUCAUGGGGUAUGAAGCUGCAAACUGCGACAUCAGCUGAAGAACUUCUCCAGAUUCUGACUUUGUUAGAGGGUUGCAUAAAGAGAGACUUCUUGUUAUCAGAUUAUGAAACUACGAGCGAAUUGUUAGUUUCUUCUGACUCAACUGGGCCCAAGACUCAUGGUACUUCUACUCCUGAAGUGGUUCCUGUGCUCCCAUGGUUACCUCAGACGACCUCUUCAGUUGCACUAAGGCUCAUGGAACUUGAUUCCUCCAUUAGUUACAUGUUGAGCCAGAAAGAGGAUUCCCAGAAGGAGGAAGGGUAUUCAGAUUUGGCUGCUCCAUCAAGCAUUGAUGUUGUAAAAGAAUAUAUAUCUGAGGGUGAAGCGCCAGAAGCUUCACAGGAUGCCGGAUCGCUGCACCAAGAAGCAUGUGUUAAAACUAGUGGGCACAGAAGUUCUGGACGGAGACGCGGGCGGGGACGAGGUCAGGGGCACAGCUAUGGUGGCAGAUCUCAGAAAAGGGUGGGGCUUGAAGCUGGACAAAAAAAUACAAGUAACGCAGAUGGAUUCAAGCAGCUAAGAGGAUGGAAGAGUGGGAAAACCCGUGGCCGAGGAGGACGUAAGAGGGGUCAAUGGUCUGUUGGUAACCGCUCUGCAAAAAAUAAGCAGAAGGCUACAAAGAAAUCAACAGGGGUUUCUGGUGAUAGUGGGGAAACUGGAGAUAUCAGUGUUGAUAGAACUCCAGCAAAUUCUGUUCUGAAGUGGAAUAUAGAACCACCGCCAGCUUACAGUCCUGAGGAAUCGAGCACUUCAGAUUCUCAAUCGGAGGAUAAUGUUGAAAAUGGGCUUGCCUCAGCAGAGUAUGAUGAUAUAAUGGUGGACAACUAUCCUAACAUGUAUAAUAGCAGGCAACUAGAGUAUGAUGUUAAUGGUGAUGAAGAUUAUGAUGAUCGUGCUGAAGCAGAAGAAGAUGGCAAUGAUGAUGAUAUGGAUGAUUUUGUGGAAGAUGAACAGGAGGAUGUUGAGAGAUAUUUUAAUGGUUACUCUGACGAAGAUGGAAGCAUGGAGGAUAUGGAUAAAAAACAAACAGGGAACACUGAUGACAUUACUGAAUCCGCCUCAGAAGACGGCGAUUAAGAAUAAACUACAACAAGAAUGGUAGUUCGCUAUGUAUAACAGAUUCCCUUUUUUUUUUUUUUUUCUUUUGCUUAAAUCGUGUAAUCUAUCAAGGCAGAGGUUAGAUUAAAUUUCCCGUAUAUUUUUAUACAGUGAAAUUGGUAGUUACUGCAAGAAAAAUAUUAGUUAUAGAAAUUGUUAGAUGAAGCAUGGAAGGUUAGGUUUUUUCCUUUUGUUUAUAUCGUCUCAUAAUCUAGUUGAGAAAAUCUUAGUUGGUAA
Messenger RNA from Daucus carota subsp. sativus, 6183 nucleotides. Its product is annotated as homeobox-DDT domain protein RLT2. Lineage: Eukaryota; Viridiplantae; Streptophyta; Magnoliopsida; Apiales; Apiaceae. Gene Ontology annotation, molecular function: DNA binding. The transcript is spliced from 18 exons. Gene Ontology annotation, biological process: regulation of transcription by RNA polymerase II. Bases 709 to 5925 code for a protein of 1738 amino acids. The record is from RefSeq and is a predicted model, not a curated record.